Molecule: messenger RNA, 312 nt
Organism: Necator americanus (New World hookworm)
Lineage: Eukaryota; Metazoa; Nematoda; Chromadorea; Rhabditida; Ancylostomatidae
Exons: 1
Coding region: 1-312 (103 amino acids)
Source: RefSeq, a predicted model, not a curated record
AUGCAGAAUGAAAUUCCGCCAACGUAUGUCCCUUCAUAUUGGAGUACGGACCAGGAGAAGCUUAGCGAUGCGGAUUCCUUCACAAAGUGCAUCCAGGACGCUGCAAGGGAAACGCUUCCGGUUCUAUUGCCGCGGAAGAAGUUUGCCUUUGCAUCUGCGCAAACAAAAUCCACAUACAAUUCUGUAUGUGUCGCGCGCAGCGCUGGUGACUUCAACCAGGAAAAGCGUCUUAGAAGGAAGCUGCGUCGUCAACUGCAACAAGACCGCGAUAACGAGUGGACGUCAAGAGCGAAGGAGUUUGAAAACGCGUAG